GCCCACUGGUUGACGUCACAAGACGGUACACUCAGAUGGGAAGUAGUAACCCUCGGUGAAGUUGUCACUAAAAUCUCACAGAAAAUGGCAACUUUUUUGCUUCGCCGUUUAUUCUCACCAAAUCGGAGAAAUACCCUGCUUACAUUGAUCUUCAUUUUAAUAUCCAUUCCGCCGCUCAGUGCUGUAUUAGAGCAGGGGAAAUGGACUCUAAAUGUGGACAGCGAAACAGUAAAGACACAAAACUACUUCUAUUUCUCAAAGACAAUGUUUAAUAACUCUCAGGUUGAAAUCAAAUGGCUCAAAGAAGAAUGCAAUCCUAAAGUAAACCUGAGUAUAUCAUGGCAUCUACGCAGCUCCCGGUGCUUUGAAGAGGCAUUUGGCCUAGAUCCUCAAAAAGCAUUAUUGUACUUCAACGGGAACACAGUGAUUAAGAGUGGCGAUAGCGGUUACUAUAUCAACCACGCUUAUAAAACCAUUGAAUGCCACCAACACAUGACCAGUAAUGUGUUGGCAUUGCAAAAUUCCAAGAUAAUAGCUCUGAAUGAUCCAACAAAGGGAACAUCUGAAUCAGCGAAAAAAGGAGAGACACAGAGAAGAACUGAAAAUAUUUGCUUCGAUAUCAAAAUGGCUCAUUGCAACAUAGUUUUCCACUUCAUUGCUAUAUUUUUAGCUGAUGCUUUAGAAACCACUUCAAAGGUGUCAAGCAAUGUUGUGGAAAACAAAAACAAGAUUCUGUCAGUUCUUAAUCAGAACCCUACACACGACAGAGUGGCACAGACCUGGGAGGACAGCCCGUACAUGUUCAUUCUGCGCAUUGAAAAUCCAAAUGUAGAGACAAAAUGGAGCAUUAAGUUGGAAGUCAACAUGCGGGGCCCUUAUCAGUAUAUUUCAGCCACGGAUUGGCCUUUGAUGAUUUUCUAUAUGGUGAUGUGCAUUAUUUACGUGGUCUUGGGUGUUCUGUGGCUUGCACUUUCUGCAUGCUAUUGGAGAGACCUUUUAAGGAUCCAGUUCUGGAUAGGAGGCGUCAUUUUCCUCGGCAUGUUGGAGAAGGCUGUCUACUACGCAGAGUUUCAAAGCAUCCGCUACGAUGGUUUUUCAGUCCAGGGUGCAGUGGUCUUUGCUGAGGUCUUAUCAGCUGUGAAAAGAACUCUGGCUCGAGUACUUGUCAUAAUUGCCAGUUUGGGUUAUGGUAUUGUCAAACCAAGGCUUGGAGCAUUGCUGCACAGGGUGGUAGGAGUAGGUCUGCUCUAUCUUGGCUUCUCUGUGGUCGAAGGAGUUUUAAGAGUCAACUCUGAGCAAGGGAGCUCCAGCAGACUACUGUGUGACAUUGUUCUGGCUGUCACUGACUCUUGCAUUGUGUGGUGGAUAUUCAUAAGCUUGGCACAGACCAUGAAGCUUUUGCGGCUUAGGAGAAACGUGGUUAAACUCUCCCUUUACCGCCACUUCACCAACACCCUCAUCUUCGCAGUCAUAGCUUCAGUCAUUUUCAUUGUUUGGACAACAAAGACCUUCAAGUUGACAAAAUGCCAGUCUGACUGGAGGGAGAUGUGGAUAGAUGAUGCAUUCUGGCGUUUUCUCUUCUCUACCAUCUUGCUUGUCAUCAUGUUCUUGUGGAGGCCAUCUGCCAACAACCAGAGGUAUGCUUUUAGCCCAUUGGUGGAUGAGCUCAGUGAUGAGGAGGAGGCAGAACAACUAAUGAAUGAAGCUUUUGAGGGUGUAAAAAUGAGAGGUAUUAAAGUAGAAACCAAUGGCAGUGUAAAGCCUAGUAAAGUGGAUGAAGAUCUGAAAUGGGUUGAGGAAAACAUCCCCUCUUCAAUGGCUGAUGUUGCACUGCCCCCUCUGUUGGACUCGGAUGAGGAAAUCAUGACCACAAAAUUUGAGAUGUCAAAAAUGGAAUAGAAUUAUGCCAUAUGUAUGUGUUGUAAAUAUCGAGUGUCUGUGAAUGUAAACACUUAUUUUAUCUUGAAUUAUAAGUGAUGUAUAUACAUAUGUGGGAUGUGAAUAUUGGAGGUUUCGAGCUGAUAGUUAUUAUUUUGCCUGUAUUGCCUGUUUGUAUUUAUAUUUUCAUUGGAAAGAUCUUGGCUUCUUCAACUUAAACUGUAAUCACAUUUGCCAUUUGUUUACACAUCUGAAAUACAAAAUGUGAUUAAAACCCACUACUUUAUACUAA
This is a messenger RNA of Silurus meridionalis, 2170 nucleotides long. RefSeq names its product Transmembrane protein 87A-like (gene tmem87a). Gene Ontology annotation, cellular component: membrane; Golgi apparatus. The transcript has 22 exons. The record is from RefSeq and is a predicted model, not a curated record. Bases 85 to 1899 code for a protein of 604 amino acids. NCBI's taxonomy places the organism in Eukaryota, Metazoa, Chordata, Actinopteri, Siluriformes, Siluridae. Gene Ontology annotation, biological process: retrograde transport, endosome to Golgi.